Suillus clintonianus is the source of this 1751-nucleotide messenger RNA. RefSeq names its product citrate synthase-like protein. The record is from RefSeq and is a predicted model, not a curated record. Bases 149 to 1669 code for a protein of 506 amino acids. The transcript has 14 exons. Gene Ontology annotation, biological process: tricarboxylic acid cycle. NCBI's taxonomy places the organism in Eukaryota, Fungi, Basidiomycota, Agaricomycetes, Boletales, Suillaceae. Gene Ontology annotation, molecular function: acyltransferase activity, acyl groups converted into alkyl on transfer.
CUGCCAGCAGCGCGGGUAACUGAAAUCGGAUUUGAAUAUAACAAGACUGUUCGCGUCCGGGCGGGCACCUUAAGCCUGUUACUUGUUCCGCGUCAUCCAUCUAAGUGUCCUCCAGUUGUAUCCUCCUCGCUGCACCUCGCAACUUCACAUGGGCAAACAAAUUCCUGUAUCUGAGUUCAAGCGAGAUGAGUCCCUCAGAGUUGUAGACAACCGCACUGGGAAGGAGUACACCGUCCCGAUUGCCCAUAACUCGAUUCCUGCCACAUUCUUCAAGGGCAUUCGUGCUCCUGCUGGUCCAAAUGACAGACCCGAAGACGAGACAGAACGUGGUUUACGUGUCGCUGAUAGAGGUUUUCUCAACACCGCAGUGAUCGAGAGUAGUAUAACAUAUAUUGACGGUGACAAUGGGGUAUUGCGGUACAGAGGCUACCCAAUCGAGCAACUCGCGGCCCGCUCCAACUUCCUCGAGGUCUCUUACCUCCUUAUAUAUGGCGCGCUCCCUAGCGCGUCCCAAUUGUCCCAUUUCACAAGCGAGGUCCUCCUCCACGGACCAAUACAUUCUGACGCAGAAGGGUUCUUCCGCGCUUUUAGGUACGAUGCUCACCCCAUGUCAAUGCUUACAAGUGCAUUUGCAUACCUGGGAAGCUACUAUGGGGAAGCAAAUCCGAGUCUGCAGGGGCAAGAUUUGUUCACCAAAGCUGCCAAGGGUGAUGCCGCUGCACUCCAGAACAUGGACAGGCAAAUAUUCAGGCUGAUUGGUAAGGCCACCACAUUGGCUGCCAUGGCAUAUCGUAUCCGCCAGGGCCGUGAUUUUGUCGUGCCUCCGACAGGAAUGAGCUAUACGGAGUCGUUCCUCUAUCAGCUCGACCAUCUCUCACCUACAGACCUAUCAGAACUUCACUCACACAAGCCACAUCCUGUUCUCGCAAAGGCACUCGACAUCCUCUUCAUCCUCCAUGCCGACCAUGAGAUGAACGCGAGUUCGACGACAGUACUUCAGACUGGGUCGUCGUUACCUGAUCCAUUCAGCGCCGUUGCAGCAGGAUGUGCGUCGCUGUACGGCCCACUCCACGGAGGUGCGAACGAAGCUGUUAUUCGGAUGCUUGUUUCAAUUGGCAGUCCCAAGAACGUCCCCGCCUUUUUAGAAGCAGUAAAAAAGCGCCAAAAGGUGCUAAGUGGAUUUGGCCACAGAGUAUACAAGACUUCUGAUCCGCGGUCGUUCAUCAUUCGCAAGGUGGCUGAUGAGGUGUUUGCUGUGACGGGUCCUGAUCCAUUGCUUGAUACCGCAAUGGCUCUGCAUGAUGCAGCACUAAAGGAUGAUUACUUCGUAUCCAGAAAGUUAGCUCCGAACGUUGAUUUCUGGAGUGGGCUGAUCUACCGUGCAAUGGGCUUCCCGAUGGACUUCUUCCCAGUCCUGUUCGUCGUGCCCAGAGUCGUGGGCUGGGUCGCACAUUGGCGACAGAUGAUGCUUUCUCCAUCCGGAGUCAAGAUCUGGCGCCCUCGGCAACUCUACCUCGGCCCGUCCACACGUGACUACGUGACUCUCGAGGAGCGCACGGGUGCUGUUCAAGUUGGCGUUGGCAUGGAGCCGAGUGUGAUUGAGCAUUCGGGGAUGACGAAGAGGCGGAAGUUGGCAGAGGCUGCUGGUACGGUCAAGAGUAAGCUUUGAGGUCGAAGGUGUAAUAUUCGUUUGCUUUUCAUUAUUCAUAUACCGUUGAAUGCCAACGAUGCCGCCCGAAUGUCGAGUCUCU